UUGUGUAGCUAAGAUCUUUAUUAAUAACGAACACCGAUCGCAUUGCAAAGUUUUUAAAUGUUACAAAUUUACAUUUUAAAUAUGAGUUUAUUUUACGCGUUUUUCGCCACAAUUGCCCUGUUUGAAUACACUGAAUUUCAUGGAAGAGUUUUUGCUCAAAUUGUUGAGGGCAACCUGGUCGAUAAAAUUGAAGAUUAUAAUUUUGUUGUCGGAUUAGAAAUGCCUGUAAAUGAUACUCAUUCUAAAAAAUGUGUCGCAAUAAUCGUUUCCCCUUGGAAAAUUUUGACCGCAGCGCACUGCGUAAAGACCUCAGUCGAAAACGCUACUGAAGUUUUAUUGAGAUUCGGCACGUUAAACUUGGAAGAGCCGUUAUCUAAAGUAGUUAUAACUAAAGAUGAUAUAUUCGUGCAUCCACGAUAUGGCGGUUUCACCCCGUUAGUUGCCUUUGCUAACGAUAUAGGUAGGUGAAGUUUAUACGGUUGUCUCUUAC
Contarinia nasturtii (swede midge) is the source of this 490-nucleotide messenger RNA. RefSeq lists its product as uncharacterized. The transcript has 5 exons. The record is from RefSeq and is a predicted model, not a curated record. Gene Ontology annotation, biological process: proteolysis. NCBI's taxonomy places the organism in Eukaryota, Metazoa, Arthropoda, Insecta, Diptera, Cecidomyiidae. Gene Ontology annotation, molecular function: serine-type endopeptidase activity. The coding region runs from base 58 to 468 and encodes 136 amino acids.